UUAAUUCAAACGUUGACAACGGCAUGGUUGCAAAUGCGCAAUAACAAACAGUAGCUUUGCUUGUACUGAACUUAUAAGUUGUGUGAUUUGUAAUUUAACCAAAAAUAUAAAGUCCAUAAUGUGUCAAUCUUCGUUAAAUGAUUGAAAUCGAAUUCAAGAAUUUGUGGUGUAAUAGAUUAAUCAUACUUUUAUGUUUCGGUUAUGUAAUGCCAAUAAGCAACGAUAGAGUUACGCGGAUAAAAACAGUAGCUUUUGACGUAAGGGGUACAAAAGGAAUAUCAACAGAGUCUAAUCGUAAAACAAAUGUUCACGAAAAUAAUCAAUUCCUGACUAUAGCACCUGCUUUACCAAUUCUACCUGGAGCACCUAUCCCACCAAAAUUAUCAAAACGGUAUUAUAACACAUUUAGUCUAGCAGAUUCUCCAUUUAAUAUAGAGAAUGCUAAAGCUGAGAGUUCAAAUACAGUUACCUUGCAAUGGACAAGCGAAGGAAAGACUAUGGUUGCAACCAGAACAGCUGCAGAGAAAGAAAAAAGUCCUGAUAGAAUAUGUCUUGAUAGAAGGGGUCUAACUACAUUCCCAAAUAUAGUUGGGGAACCACGUUUGCGUUUAUUAUCCCUUCAACAUAAUCUUCUCACAAAGAUCGAAAACUCCAAUUUCUCUCAGUUAACAAAAUUAGUAUUUCUUGAUUUGUAUGAUAAUCAGAUUGAAAAGAUCUGUAAUUUUGAAAUAUUAGAAAAUUUAAGAGUAUUAUUGAUUGGUAAGAAUAGAAUAAAAAAUAUUGAAGGUAUGACACAUCUUUCUAAAUUAGAAGUUUUGGACCUUCAUGGGAAUCAAAUUUUACAAGUAUCGGACUUGGAGAAUCUUACAUCUCUGAAAGUACUUAACUUAGCGGGAAAUAAUAUUAAAGCAAUAGGCUACCAUGAUUUCCAAGGUUUAACAUCUCUUAAAGAGUUAAAUCUCAGACGUAACAAAAUCAAGAAAUUAUUAGGAUUUGGUGAAACACCACAGCUACAAAAAUUAUAUUUAAGUAAUAAUAACAUUCAAAAAAUUGAAGAUAUAGGAAGUCUAGCAAAAGCAUUACAACUUAGAGAGAUAACAAUAGAUGGGAAUCCUAUAACUCUAAAUGGAGAUUAUGUGUCCUUUCUUGUGUCGUAUCUUUCAAAUUUACAAUUCUUAUCUACUAUGCCAGUUACUGAACAAAUUCGAAGAGCAGCUAUGGCCUGGAGGACAACUAAAGAACAAAGUAGUUCUACAUUUUUAAAUCUCAGUGCACAAAUCUGUAUGAAUGUCCGCAGAGAAGAAGUUAUAUCAAAUGCAAAAAUCAAUUGGGAACUUCUCAGAUGCCAUUCCAAACCCUCUAUCGAUAACAAUGGCAGCAGUAAUCGAACCAGUAAUAUCGGUUUAAUUCAAGUUCAGAAGUCGAAUAAGUUUAAUACAUUAAAACCUAAGAAUCUGGAGAAAGCAAAAACAAAAGGUUUUGGAAGCUUGACCUCAAUAAAUGAAAACAUAGAAGCAACAAAGAUAAAUAUUAAAAAAAGAAGUAACUCCAGUGAUAAUUUAUUUAGACUUAAGGACACAACUAAAACAUAUCCAUUAGAGUUUAAAUUACCCCCUAUUUUAGGUUCUAUUGUAGAUAAUUUGAUUAAUAACAAAUUUGACGAAAAAGCAGGUAAAAGUAACAAGAAUUUAAUAAAAACAAAGACUAGUAGCGAUGCUGAUAGUGAAUCGAACAGCGAUUCGGAAAGUUCAGAAAGUCAUGAAAACUUGAAGAGUUGCUUGAAAUCUCAUCUCCUAAAUUCCAGCAAUCAUAUUUCACCUCGUGACUUUAAUAAGUCUGCUAUCACCAAAGAGUUUAAUCCUAUGAAUAUUCCUUCGUCCACAUCGACUGCUGUUCAUGAAAAUGAAAAUAAUAAAAAUUGUACCAUUUUCAAAUCUGCCGAGGCAUUAAAUGGUGAAGAUGUAACAAAAUUCAAUCAAAACGUAAAAGUUCAUGAUCAACACGGCACAAGUGAUUGCCAAUCAAAGUCAAGCAUUGGUUCCUCUGGCUAUUUUUCAUUAAGCUCCAAAACUAACAGCAUGGAUAGUUGCAAGUCAAUACUAAGCGAUUCCAGCACAUCAUCUAUUGCUAAAAAUGUUCUGUUAAAGAGUAAAAAUUCUGAAAAAGAUAAAAAUAGAAUAAAAAGUGCUCAGGUAAAAAAAAUAGUAACUUACAAAAGCAAUAGAGCAGCAACAGCUCGAGCUAAAUACAGAGCUUUAACACCGCCAAGUCCACCACCGUUACAAAAUCCACCAAAAGAAAGAGAACAAGGAGGAGAUUAUUUAAUAGAAAUUGUUGGCCGAUGCUUAAAUGUUUAUGGUCAAGGUGCAUUACGUUUUAUUGACAAACCAUGGGACUGUUCAAAGGCUCAAGAUGUUAAUGUAGUUAAAUUCAAUUAUGUACAGUUCAAUGAUGUGGCCAAAGUUUUGUGUAAAGUGAAAAAUAGAUUUCCAAACAUAGAACACUUUAUGUUUAAAGAAACGAAUAUUAGUUACCUUGGGCAACUCAAUGCUUUAGCCGAAGUACAAGGAUUAACAAGCAUUCAUAUAGAAGUCGGGAAUCCGAUUAUAUCCAAGGAAUGGAAAGUAUAUGCUAUAUUUCGUUUAUCCCAUUGGGGUCUCAAAGUUAUUAAUGGAAAAGAAAUAACAAAUGAAGAAAUUGAAUUGGCAAAUAAGGAGUAUGCUGGUCUCGUUGAUAUUGUCAUGUGUUCACUGCCAGAAUCAUUGUUACAACCUUUAUUACAAAGACUUCACUUGGACAAAGUGCAAAGACAAAAUGGAGAACAAAUUACUGCCAAACAAUUUUUACUCAACAGCGAUCCAGCCCUUAGAAGUGUAGUCGCUAAAGAAGCACUACAAUGGAGAAAAGGAAGUAUAACACAAGAAGAUCUUAUUUGGCGACACAGGGGAAAAGUGCAUCUGUUAAGUCUGAUUAAUCUCACUGUAGACGCAAUACAAAAACUACAACUUCUUGAGAAUAAAUGGCCAAGUAUUUUAUGCGAAAUAAUUCACACUACUUUAUCUGACUUUUCUGAAAUGGAUACGUAUAUGAAACGUUGUAGCGAGACACUUGAAAGCGACAAAUGAUGUGCCUUCACACUUCAUUUUAUCAGUUAAAAUAGUGUGAAUUUACAGAAUUUAACGACACGCGUUCCUUAGUAUGUGUUCACAUUUAUUUUGUUCAUUUAUUAUUACACAGACUAUAGGACAUGUUAUAAAUGUAUAUUUGUUACUUAAUAUCUAUAACACGUUUAAAGUGUUGUCGGCGAUAAAGAAUAAUGCUUGAAUUUUUAUACAAUAUUCCGCGAUUAUGCAGUAAAUAAGUCUAUUGCAAUGUUAAUGUACAAUAAUGUAUUUUAAAUAUAUAACGCAUUAGCGAUUGUCCAACUAAUAUGUGAUAUGCAAAAAUAGAAGCACACUGCAGACUUAAAAAAAAAGAAUUCUUAAGAAAUUACUCAUACUUUUGUUUAAUCUAUAAAUCGUUAGGUUUAAAUAAGUCAAGAGUGUAAGUUCUAUUUACAAUAACGAUGUGCGAUCUUCAGCCGAAGAUAAAUCAGUCGUUUGGUAUCACUUUGUUCCGAUGAUAGAUUCCACGCUAAAAGAGAUCGUUGAUUUUUUCUCCAAACAAGAUCCGCCAGUAGCUGUGGAAAUGUCACUGAGGUCUGUUACGGCGGAGGCGAAGUUGUUGAAGUUCUUCUUAAUCUUCCGCGGCUCCGGAACAUUUUCAAACCAAGGAAUCGGGGAAUAUGUAGUUGGAAAGGACUCUAAUUUCUUGGAAUUUUCAGAGUCUUGCUCAUUAUGCGACAAACCAUUCAACAAGGGCGCGUCUGCGGUAACUGAAAUGAAACGAGAAGUUCGUAUUUUAAAAAAUCAUUACAUCAAUCUUACACGCGAGUGUGUGUAUAAUUUAUAUUCUUUGUUUGCCGAAACACAAUGUUAUAUGCGAUCGCUUGUGUAACAAUUGACCACAAUCUUGUGUGUAUUGGUCACAGCUGAGGCCACGCGGACGUUACUUUUACGAUUUCCUAUAAACUACAAAAGAGCGAUGAAUGGAAAAUGGAACGAAGAAAAUGUUGGAAAUCUAGAAACAUUGCAUUUUGUAAUUUAAUUUGAUUUGUAACAACGAAUGUUAUUCAAAUGUGGAAGCAUAUCGCGUUCAUCUUUCAAAUAUAAAUCAUGACCACGAAAAA
Megalopta genalis is the source of this 4228-nucleotide messenger RNA. RefSeq lists its product as uncharacterized. The record is from RefSeq and is a predicted model, not a curated record. NCBI's taxonomy places the organism in Eukaryota, Metazoa, Arthropoda, Insecta, Hymenoptera, Halictidae. Gene Ontology annotation, molecular function: protein binding.